Glarea lozoyensis ATCC 20868 is the source of this 1614-nucleotide messenger RNA. RefSeq names its product (Trans)glycosidase. The transcript has 5 exons. Gene Ontology annotation, molecular function: chitinase activity. Gene Ontology annotation, biological process: carbohydrate metabolic process. Gene Ontology annotation, cellular component: extracellular region. The record is from RefSeq and is a predicted model, not a curated record. NCBI's taxonomy places the organism in Eukaryota, Fungi, Ascomycota, Leotiomycetes, Helotiales, Helotiaceae. Bases 1 to 1614 code for a protein of 537 amino acids.
AUGCUGUCCAUACCGAGUCUUUCCUUGCUUUCGAGCUUUCUCUUUUGCAUUGAAUGGGUUAGAGCUGGAUUCGACCCAGCUGCUUCGAACAAUGUCGCUGACAAAAUUCCUACGGCCAAAGAGAUGGACCUUUGUCUCAGCAAAGACUUUCUCAUUAUUGCGCAAUUGAAUAUCAUUCCAAUUGCAUUUUUGACUACACUCCAUAACCCAUCGAUCAACCUAGCAAAUUCUGAAGGUGGAUGUACUGCCAUUCCUGGCAGCUCGUUGCUCUACUGUUCACAAGUCGAAGAAGAUAUUCAAACAUGUCAAAAACAAUAUGGCAAAACUAUCCUCCUCUCAAUCGGUGGUGCAAACUAUAUAGAUGGAGGAUUCCCUUCUCCUGAAGCAGCAGUAGCAGCAGCAAACAACAUCUGGUCUAUUUUCGGUCCCAAAACCGUAGGAAGCACUGCUUCAAGACCCUUCGGCAACGCGGCCGUCGAUGGGUUUGAUUUCGAUUUUGAAAUGACUUGCCCAAAUAUGGUUGCUUUCGCCAAUCAACUCCGCAAAUCAAUGGAUGCCUGCACCGCCGGUGGAGAGAAGAAAUUCUACCUCACCACAACUCCCCAAUGUCCAUAUCCUGACGGGAACGUCGGACCAAUGCUCGCUGGAGCUGUCUACUUCGACGCAAUUUUCAUUCAAUUUUUCAACAACGAGUGUGGUCUCCCAUCCUACGUUCCAGGUAGCACAACCCAAACGAUAUUCAACUUCGAAACCUGGGACAAGUGGGCAAAGACCGAGUCGUUGAAUAAAAACGUGAAGAUUUUCCUCGGAAUCCCAGGCUCAUCUACCGCUGCCGGGAGCGGUUACAUGUCUGGAGGUAGCUUGGAGGCGAUCAUUGGUUAUACCAAGACGUUUUCUAGUUUUGGAGGAGUGAUGAUCUGGGAUAUGAGUCAGGUAUUUGCAAAUAAUGGGUUUCUGAAUGGCGUAACUAAAUGUUUGAGUUUACCUGCUGGACCGGGUACGACGAUGGUUACGUCGGUGAAGCCAGCGAGUACGCAGAUGGAGGAGAUGAUGCCUCCAUAUUCUUCACAGGCACCAUCUUCUUCAGUAGUUCCCGUUCAUGAUACCAUGAGUGUUGAACAUCAAACUUCGACGGGUACCAUGACAAGAACUACAACGCACGAGGAACAACCUAAGCCGACGAGUGCUAUACCCACCCAGACAAAUACUCAAACAAGUACGAACACAUCUACUGUUUUUGAGACUAUAGAUAAUGUCCCACAUUAUCUACCGCCUGAUAAACCGACCGAAACCGCAUCCAAUGAGGAAUAUCAUGGGACAUCUAGUACCUCGACAUAUACUCAGACGCGGACGUAUACCCAGACAAGCAUGGAGACACAAACGAAAACUACGAAGAGUACUCCAGAGUAUCUUGUACCUAGUUCAUCAACCGAAAGCACAACGAAUGUUCCACAAUACCCACCGAUACAAACACUUUCAACUGCUGAACAGCUUACACACCCAGCUACCAACGCCCUACAGUACACACCGCAUAGCUCACCACCUCAGGGCACGAAAAGUGUUGAUCCAUAUACGCCGAUACAAAUUUCGAACACUGACGAACAACAUACAUAG